AUGGUUACUUCGUAUGAAUCUGAAACUAACAAAUUUGUAGUUGCCAAUGUGCUUAGCAGCACUGGCAGCAAGGUUUUUGCUAUUCAACCAGCAUUGGCAGUCAAAUCCAAAUUCAGUGAAGAUCUAGAAAAGAAGGUAUCUGAUUUGACUGUUUUAAGAGUUAAUAAUGACCCGUUUCAGACUGUUGUUGAUUACUUAGAAAGCCAACAGAGUUCAGAUGUGGUCUCUGUCACUUCUUCAUUGACCGGUUUAUUCAAGUCCUUACCACAUUUGACCACUUUAAAGAAGUCUCCAGUUACAGUUCACGUGGAUGUCAGCACAGAAUCUGAUUAUGGACUCAUUGCUGCAUUAAGGCAUUCCGGUUUUGUGUUCUUACAAUCCUUUGGACCAGCUGAAGCACAACAGACUGCAUUGAUCUCACAUCUCAUCGCUCAAAAGCUGAGUUUACCUGUUGUUCACUUCUUCUACUCUAACGAUGAUGAAGAAAAGGUUCGUUUAUUGACUGGUGCCGAAAUUCAAAAGGCCAGUAGUAACACCUCGUUCCAACCCACCCAACAAGAACAAGCUGAGGAGACCACUGAAACUGAUGAGAACUCUGCUGCCCCCACUGCCAUUACUCAAGCUGAUAUCUCCUCCACUAUUGAAGAAGCAUUUAAAUUCACAAAAACCUCUUACAAACCAUUUGAAUAUAUUGGUAGUAGCAAAGCAACUUCUGCCAUUGUUCUGUUCGCUGCUAAUGCUGAUCCAUUUGUUCAAGCUAUCAAUCAAGAUGCUAACCUCGGUGUUGUAUUGAUCAGAGUUUACAGACCAUGGUCUUCUGAGGAUCUUAUUGGUACCCUGCCAUCUUCUGUCAAGAGAGUGGGUUUGGUCGAGCAAAUUCAAAAGCAAACAACUGCUUGGAGCCCUCUCUUCCAGGACUUUGUCUCUGACGGAGUUGAAAAGCUUUCUAGAUUCGACCAUUUGGUUUCUUUCCAAUUGGGAGGUGUCAACUAUGAUAACGUCCGUACCGUUCUGAAGUCGAUUUCUAGUAACCUCAAUGCUGAGGUCCCCAUUCAAAAAUUAUUUGUCGGAUCCAAGCCAGAGAGUAAUGAUAUAACAUAUGAUGCCGAACUUAAAGAGGCUCAAACUGCUGCCAAGAAACUUGAGGAGGCUUAUACUAAUGUUCUUCAUCAACUCUUCCCCUCUAGUCUUGAUAUUAUCAAUGCUUCUGAUAAGCCUAAUGCUGGUUUAGAAGCUAACCCUGAAUAUGGUUUCGGUGCUUAUCUUGCUAAAGUCCAACAAAAGGAAGAGUUGGUCUCAAAGGCUCGGGCUGCUAUCAAAUCUAACGAUUUCACCUCGCCUCUUAAGCAAGAACUCCAAACUUUGUUAUCGCAGUGGAUUGUCGCUAAUACUUCUGGUAAAUCUAACCAAUCAGUUGACGCUGACAAGCUCAUUGAGCUUCUUUCCAAAGAUGGUUCGAGCGCUGCUAAGCAACUUUUGGAAAGUAAGCAAUAUUUCAAGGAAUCAAGCUCCUGGCUCAUUGGAUCUGAUGCUUGGUCAUAUGAUUUGGGCAGUUCUGGUGUUCAUCAUGUCAUCUCUUCUGGCAAGAACAUCAACAUGCUUGUUAUUGACUCCCAGCCAUUUUCUGAGGUUAAGGCCAAUGCUCUUCGUAAGAAGGAUAUCGGUUUGUAUGCCAUGAACUUUGGUAAUGUGUACGUUGCUUCUGUUGCCGUCUAUGCCUCUUACACUCAACUUCUACAAGCAUUGAUUGAAGCUGAGAAGUUUGAUGGUCCCUCUGUUGUGGUUGCCUACCUUCCCUACUAUUCUGAGCACGAGAAUGCUUUGCAGGUCUUGCAAGAAACGAAAAAGGCUGUUGAGACUGGUUAUUGGCCCCUUUACAGAUACGAUCCUACCCUUGAGUCAGAGUCAUUUAAACUCGACUCUUUCCAAAUCAGAAAGAGCCUUCAAGAUUUCUUGGACAGAGAAAACAAGCUUACUUUGUUGAGUAAACGUCACCCUACUUUUGCACGAUCUCUCCAAUCUUCUUAUGGAGCUGAUAUCAAAGCCAGCCAAAAGAAGCGUGCUCAAGCUGCUCUCGCCAGUCUCUUGGAGGGUUUGAGUGGCCCUCCUUUGACCGUUCUGUUUGCUUCUGAUGGUGGUGUUGCUGAGAGCGUUGCCAAGCGAUUACAAAGACGUGCAAAGGGUCGUGGUCUCAAAUCAAUUGUGAUGUCGUUUGAUGACUACCCAGUAGAAGAAAUUAGUAACGAGGAGAAUGUCGUAUUUGUUACCUCCACUGCUGGACAGGGUGAACUUCCACAAAAUGGUAGAGCUUUCUGGGACGCUGUCAAGAAUGCCACUGAUAUUGAUCUUGCAAAUGUGAACUUUGGUGUAUUUGGUUUGGGUGACAGCCACUACUGGCCGCGUAAGGAAGACAAGAUUUAUUACAACAAACCAGCCAAGGAUCUUUACAACCGUUUAACUAUUUUGGGUGGUAAAGAACUUGUUCCUUUGGGACUAGGAGAUGACCAAGAUGCUGAUGGUUAUUCUACUGCUUAUAACGAAUGGGAGCCUUUGCUUUGGAAGGCGCUUGGUGUUGACGGUGUUGCUGGCGCUGAUGAACCUCCACCAAUCACCAAUGAAGAUAUCAAGAUUGGUUCAAACUUCUUGCGUGGUACUAUUGCCGAGGGUCUUCAGGAUAAGAGUACUGGAGCUAUUGCUGCCAAUGACCAACAAUUGACCAAGUUCCACGGUAUUUACAUGCAAGAUGACCGUGACAUUCGUGACGAGAGAAAAGCCGCUGGUCUCGAGCCUGCAUUUUCUUUCAUGGUGCGUGUUCGUUUGCCAGGAUGUGUGGCAUCUCCUGCUCAAUGGCUCAAGAUUGAUGAGCUUUCGGAUAAGAGAGGUAAUGGCACUUUUAAGAUCACAACUCGUGGUACAUUCCAAUUGCACGGUGUUAUCAAGGAGAAUCUGAAACCUGCUAUUCGUGGUAUUAACUCUUCUCUGAUUGAUACUGUUGCUGCUUGUGGUGAUGUUAACCGUAACGUUGUUACUGCCGCCCUCCCUGGUAAUGCUAAGAUUCACGACGAAAUCGUCAAGAUUGGUACUGAAAUCAGUGAGCACUUGCUUCCUGAAACUACUGCUUAUCAUGAAAUCUGGCUCGAGGGUGAAGAUGAGGGUGAUGGUUCUGACUACACCAAGACUUUUGCUGAGAGAAAAACUGGUCCCAAAAAGAAGAAGACUCUAGUUUCUGCCGGAACUUUGGUCGAUUAUGAGCCACUUUACGGACCCACUUACUUGCCAAGAAAGUUCAAGAUCAAUAUCGCAGUUCCUCCUUAUAACGAUGUUGAUGUAUAUGGCCAUGAUAUCGGCCUCAUUGCCAUUGUUGAAGAUAAUGAGGUGGUUGGUUUCAACGUUCUUGCCGGUGGUGGUAUGGGUGUCACCCACAACAAUAAGAAGACUUAUCCUAGAACUGGUAGUUUGCUUGGUUACGUUGAGAAGGCGAACAUUGUUAAUGUUUGUGAAAAGGUUAUGCUUGUUCAAAGAGACAAUGGUGACAGAGGUAACAGAAAGCAUGCUCGUCUCAAGUACACUGUUGAUGACUUGGGUGUUGAUACUUUCCGAUCCAAGGUUGAGAAGUUGCUUGGAUAUAAGUUUGAGCCCGGCAGAGAUAUUCAUUUCGACUCUAAUACCGAUACUUUCGGUUGGGUUACUGACGAAACUGGCAAGCACCAUUUCACCACUUUUGUUGAGAACGGACGUGUCGAGGAUACUCCCGAGCUUCAAUUCAAGACUGGUUUGCGUGAAGUUGCCAAGAUCAUGAAGGGUGAUAAUGAGUUCAGACUCACUGCCAAUCAACACAUUCUUAUCAGCAAUAUUUCUGAUGAUCAGCUUGAUCAGUUUAAGGAGUUAUUGGCCAAGUACAAGCUUGAUAACGUCACUUUCUCUGGACUUCGUUUGUCGUCUGCUGCUUGUGUCGCCUUCCCUACAUGUGGUCUUGCAAUGGCUGAAUCUGAGAGAUACUUGCCAGUUCUUGUCACCAAACUUGAGGAAGCUUUGGAGGAGUAUGGUCUGCGUCACGAUAGCAUUGUUCUUCGUAUGACUGGUUGUCCUAAUGGAUGUGCUAGACCAUGGUUGGCUGAAGUUGCUCUCGUUGGUAAGGCCUACGAUACUUAUAACUUGCUGCUCGGAGGUGGUUUCCACGGCCAGAGAAUCAAUAAACUUUACCGAAGUUCUAUCAAGGAGGACGAGAUUCUUGCAAUUCUGAAGCCUUUGUUCAAGAGAUGGGCUCUUGAGAGGAACGAUGGUGAGCACUUUGGUGACUUUUUAAUAAGAGUAGGUGUUAUUGCCGAGACCACUGAAGGAAAGAAUUUCUGGGAUAAUGUCCCUGAAGAGGCUUGA
This is a messenger RNA of Sugiyamaella lignohabitans, 4377 nucleotides long. It is a transcript of the gene MET5, whose product is annotated as sulfite reductase (NADPH) subunit beta. Gene Ontology annotation, biological process: sulfate assimilation. The record is from RefSeq and is a predicted model, not a curated record. Gene Ontology annotation, cellular component: sulfite reductase complex (NADPH). Bases 1 to 4377 code for a protein of 1458 amino acids. NCBI's taxonomy places the organism in Eukaryota, Fungi, Ascomycota, Dipodascomycetes, Dipodascales, Trichomonascaceae. Gene Ontology annotation, molecular function: FMN binding; sulfite reductase (ferredoxin) activity; iron-sulfur cluster binding. The transcript has 2 exons.